Molecule: messenger RNA, 555 nt
Organism: Theileria annulata
Lineage: Eukaryota; Apicomplexa; Aconoidasida; Piroplasmida; Theileriidae
Exons: 3
Coding region: 1-555 (184 amino acids)
Source: RefSeq, a predicted model, not a curated record
AUGACUGCAACUGAAGGACUUGAACCGGAAGUUUACCAGAGUCCACUGCAUGGAAAUGACUUGGUGAAUGAGACCCUAGAAGAACUCAGAAAACAAAGGUUACAAGCAAAUGAUACUACCGAGUUUGAUCUAAAGCCAGUUGUGGAUCUUUUCACCAGGAUUAACGAGGAGGUAGCAUUGCAUCAGCCUAAGAACUUGGUUGAGUUUGUGAUUGAUUUUCUUUGUAAAAAUUACCCUGAUCAUUUACAUGGAUUUAGUAAUAUUUGGAACUCUGAUCCCGAAUUGGAGCAGAGCAGAUUAGUAGUAGUCGAGUUUUUCAAAUAUAAUAGAUUGCCAGUUGAAAUAGCUUCUCACUUUACCAGAGCUGGUUAUGAUACUUUGGACACUAUAGCAUCUCUUAACAGGGAAUCUUUGGUUGAGAUUGAGAAAUACUCAAAUGCUGAAUGGCUUCCAGGUCACAAGGUUCGCUUAAUGAACAUGUUCGAGAACAUUGAGGAAUACAUCUCCGAGUUUAAGCGUGAAAGGCCCUUUCAACACCUCCAUAAAUCGGGAUAA